GGGGACCGCUGCCUCUAAAAUGAGUCUCUCUGGGGAGAGAGAGGAGGGGACCACAGCCUCUAAAAUGAGUCUCUCUGGGGAGAGAGAGGAGGGGACCACUGCGUCUAAAAUGAGUCUCUUUGGGGAGACAGAGGACGGGACCACUGACUCUAAAAUGACUCAAGACACCAGUUCUAAGUGUGUCCAGAAGCCCAGAGCAGAGUCACCUACAACCAGCCUGCUAUCAAUGAAGAGUGAUCAGCCACCUGCUUUCAGCCAGGAACCAUUACCAGAUGACAAUAAUGAAGUGGAGAGUUUGGACAGGGAGGAUGUAUUAAAGAUCACACACAACCUUCUGGACAGAAGAAGUCAAACUCUGCUGACAGUCCAACAAGACGUUAAGGCUAAACUGAAACACAAGUAUCAACACAUAUCUGAAGGAAUUGGACACCAUGGAAAUCAAAGUUUGUUCAAGGACAUCUACACAGACCUCUACAUCACAGAGGGUGGAAGUGGAGGGGUCAGUAAUGAACAUGAGGUUAGACAGAUAGAGAUGGCAUCCAAGAAACGAACCACACAAGAGACACCAAUCAAAUGCAACGACAUCUUCAAGCCUUUACCUGGACAAGACAAACCUAUCAGAACUGUGCUGACAAAAGGAAUUGCUGGCAUUGGAAAAACAGUCUCUGUGCAGAAGGUCAUCCUUGACUGGGCAGAGGGAAAAGCAAAUCAGGACGUUCAUUUCAUGUUUCCUCUUCCUUUCCGUGAUCUGAACCUGAAAAAGGACCAAUACAGUCUGAUGCAACUUCUUUCCCACUACUUCUCAGAGCUGAAAGAAAUUGACAGCAUUGAAGAUGGUGAAACAAAAACUGUUUUCAUUUUUGAUGGUCUGGAUGAGUGUCGACUUCCUCUAGACUUCAAAAACAAUGAGAAGUGUUGUGAUGUCACGAAGCCAACCUCAGUGGACGUGCUGCUGACAAAUCUCAUCAAGGGGAAUUUGCUUCCCUCUGCUCUACUCUGGAUAACUUCACGACCUGCAGCAGCCAAUCAGAUCCCACCUGAGUGUGUUGACCAGAUGACAGAGGUACGAGGGUUCAAUGAUCCACAGAAGAAGGAGUACUUCAGGAAGAAAAUCACAGAUCAGAAACUGGCCAAUGAAAUCAUCAAACACAUGAAGACAUCAAGGAGCCUCCACAUCAUGUGCCACAUGCCAGUGUUCUGUUGGAUAUCAGCCACUGUCCUUGAGAUGAUGCUGAAAGAUGCAGAGAAUGAUGAAGUCCCCAAAACUCUGACCCAGAUGUACUCACACUUCAUUCUCAUCCAAAUCAUUGCGAAGAACAAGAAGUACCACAAAGCCACAGAGACAAACGCAAAGGAACUGUCUCAGUCAGACAAAGAGAUGAUCCUGAAACUGGCAAAACUUGCUUUCCAACAGCUGCAGAAGGGCAACCUGAUCUUCUAUGAGGAGGAACUGAGAGAGUGUGGCCUUGAUGUCACAGAGGCAUCAGAGUACUCAGCAUUGUGUACAGUGAUCUUUAAAGAGGAAUCUGGGCUGUACCAAGACAAGGUCUACAGCUUUGUGCAUCUGAGCAUUCAGGAGUUUCUAGCAGCAGUGCAUGCUUUAGAAUCAUGUCUGGACAAGAAGGAAAAUGUUUUCUCUAGUGAUGAUGAAGAGAAGGAGUCAAUCCAGUUGUCUGACUUACACAGGAGAGCAGUGGACCAGGCCUUGAAGAGUGAGAAUGGACACCUGGACCUGUUCCUCCGCUUCCUUCUGGGUCUCUCACUGGAGUCCAAUCAGAAUCUGUUACGAGGCCUUCUGACACAGACAGGAAGUACAACACAGACCAAUGAGGAAACAGUUGAGAGAACAGUCAGGUACCUUUCAGACAAGAUCAAGGAGGAAUCCUCACCAGAAAGGAUCAUCAACUUGUUCCACUGUCUGAAUGAACUUGGUGCCAACUCUCUAGUUGAAGACAUGCAGACCUCCCUGCAUUCAGGAACUCUUUCAGAAACAAGACUAAAACCUGACCAAUGUUCAGCCCUGGCCUACCUGUUACUGAUGUCAGAGGAGGUGCUGGAGGAGUUUGACCUGAAGACAUACAACACAUCAGAGAAAGGUUAUCAGAGGUUGCUGCCCGUAGUGAAAACCUGCAAGAGAGCACUACUGGAUCGCUGUAAACUCACAUAUAAAUCCUGUGAGACUCUGGCCUCAGCUCUGCAGACACCAAACUCCCCCCUGAGAGAACUGGACCUCAGCGACAAUGACCUGGGAGACAGAGGAGUAGAGCUGCUCUGUGUUGGACUAACCAGUCCACUAUGCAACAUACAGACACUAGUACUGGUUGACUGUAAAAUCACACAUGAAUCCUGUGAGACUCUGACCUCAGCUCUGCAGACACCAAACUCCCCCUUGAGAGAACUGAACCUCAGCAACAAUGACCUGGGAGACAGAGGAGUGGAGCUGCUCUGUGUUGGACUAACCAGUCCACUCUGCAACAUACAGACACUAGUACUGGCUGACUGUAAAAUCACAUAUGAAUCCUGUGAGACUCUGGCCUCAGCUCUGCAGACACCAAACUCCCCCCUGAGAGAACUGGACCUCAGCUAUAAUGACCUGGGAGACAGAGGAGUGGAGCUGCUCUGUGUUGGACUAACCAGUCCGCUCUGCAACAUACAGACACUAGUUCUAGGUCAGUGUGGUCUGACAGAGGGUUGCUGUUCAGAUCUGGCCUCAGUCCUGAGUUCACCCAACUCACAACUGAAACAUCUGGAGCUGAGAGACAAUGACCUGCAGGACUCAGGAGUUACACUGCUGUCUGCUGGACUGGAGGAUCCAGACUGUAAACUACACACACUGGGGCUGUCUGGCUGUCUGGUCACAGAGGAGGGCUGUGCUGCUCUGUCUUCAGCUCUGAGGUCAAACCCCUCCCACCUGAAAGAGCUGGACCUGAGCUACAAUCACCCAGGAGACUCUGCAGGGGGACUGCUUUCAGCUGCUCUGGUGGAUCCCACAUAUAAACUGAUGAAGCUGAAUGUGGAUCAUGGUGGAGAGUGCAGGCUGAAAUCAGGGAUGAGGAAAUAUGCCUGUCAUCUCACCCUGGACCCAAAUACAGCAAACCCACACCUGAUACUGUCUGAGGGGAACAGGAAGGUGACACGGGUGGUGGAGGACCAGCAUUAUGAAGACCAUCCAGACAGAUUGGAUCAUCCCCAAGUUCUCUGCAGAGAAGGCUUAUCUGGAGGUCGUUAUUACUGGGAGGUGGAGAGGGAUGGUGACGGGGCUUUCAUUGGUGUGGCGUACAAAGGAAUGAAGAGAAAGGGAAGGGAGAGUGACCAUAGGAUUGGACACAAUAGGACGUCCUGGUGUUUAGUCUGCUAUGAUAGUGCUUAUAACUUUUACCAUAAUGGAGUCAUCAGAUACAGUCGACCAGAUACUUGUCCUGAUUCUGACAGAGUUGGAGUGUAUUUGGACUGGCCAGCUGGUACAUUGUCCUUCUAUAGUGUGUCCUCCUCUGGUACACUGACACACCUUUACACAGAACACACCACAUUCACUGAACCCCUCUAUCCUGGGUUUAUAAUGUACUCCUCUGACUACACCUCAUUGACCCUGUGUCAGAUCGAUGACCAACACAUUCAGAGAGACCAUGGUGGAGAGAGUUGGAUCAAGCCUGGACCUGAGGACACCAGAGACCAUGGUGGAGAGAGUUGGAUCAAGCCUGGACCUGAGGACACCAGAGACCAUGGUGGAGAGAGUUGUAUCAAGCCUGGACCUGAGGACACCAGACCAUGGUGGAGAGAGUUGGAUCAAACCUGGACCUGAGGACACCAGAGACCAUGGUGGAGAGAGUUGUACCAAGCCUGGACCUGAGGACACCAGAGACCAUGGUGGAGAGAGUUGUAUCAAGCCUGGACCUGAGGACACCAGAGACCAUGGUGGAGAGAGUUGUAUCAAGCCUGGACCUGAGGACAUCAGAGACCAUGGUGGAGAGAGUUGGAUCAAGCCUGGACCUGAGGACACCAGAGACCAUGGUGGAGAGAGUUGGAUCCAUCCUGGACCUGAGGACACCAGAGACCAUGGUGGAGAGAGUUGGAUCAAGCCUGGACCUGAGAAUACCAGAGACCAUGGUGGAGAGUUGUAUAAAGUCUGGACCUGAGAAAUGGAUUCCUCAGAGCUGUAAGACUUGUGACCAUGUUGAGGACUCCACACACUGGCUUCAGAUUGAACCCUUGACUUCCUCUGUCCAGGGAGUGACAAUGUUCAGACACAGGACACCCAAAGGGAGUUAUGAGUGCACAGUGUCUGGGCUCCGCUGGCUGUGUGAGAGAGAUGUCAUUCUGAAGUAUCACUUCAGGAACUGGGAACCCUACAGUCAACUUCAGAAAGACAUGCAGUACACACAAGGUGGUCCAUUGCUGGACAUCACUAUGGAGUUAGGUGAACUGGAGGAAGUUCAUCUGCCACACUUUGUCUGUUUAGGGACCAACCCUUCCCUGAGGAAUGAGAUGAAGAUUCUUCAUGUAGAGAAACAUGGAGUUUCUUUAGAGGAAGUGCAUGAGGUCACCAGAUUCCAUGCUAAGAUUCUCCAUCCCAAGUUCUCAGCUAUCUCUCUGAUACUGAGAUUACUGUCUUGGUUGUGGAACAACAGGAAACAAAGUUUCAAGGGUCUAAAAGGAUACCCAUCACAAGACCAGAGCGGUCCUUCAAACUGAAUAGUUACUUCAGACUGAACAUUCCCUGUUCUACAGCCAUCAAUCCACCGAGGAUUCAUCUCAUACAAAGAGACACCACACCAAGCUUUUUCAAGGCGGUUGUGAAAAUGACAGGGAUUGACAUUGAGAUGGAGUUAUUCGGUGAUGAUGAGAGGACAGUAUGGAAAGAAAUAGUAUCACGAGAUGAAUACAUCUCUGACACCCGUUCAACAAAUGAGUACUAUCAGGACCAAGCAUUAACACUCUCUGGGAUUCCUGCUGAGGCGUUUCUGAAGAAACACAGGGCUGAACUCAUUCAGGGAGUCAAAAACCCAAUGCCAAUAGCAGAUGUUCUGUUGUCAAAGAGCAUGAUUGGUGAUGAAGAGUACUCCAGAAUAAAAGCUGAAACAACUGAACAGGAGCGAAUGAGAGAACUACUGAAUGCAGUCCUCCCUAAAGGACCAGAAGUGAUGGGAGCUUGUCUCAAAGCUCUCAGUGAACACGAACACCAUCUUGUUAAGUUCUUGAGUGAAUCUAGCACCUAAUCUAAAGAUGCUGAGGCCUGUCGCCUAGUCUGUGGACAAAGACACCUCUUCACCUAAUCUGAAGAUGCUGAGGCCUGUCUCCUAGUCUGUGGACAAAGACACUUCACCUAAUCUGAAGAUGCUGAGGCCUGUCGCCUAGUCUGUGGACAAAGACACCUCUUCACCUAAUCUGAAGAUGCUGAGGCCUGUCUCCUAGUCUGUGGACAAAGACACUUCUCCUAAUCUGAAGAUGCUGAGGCCUGUCUCCUAGUCUGUGGACAAAGACACUUAAAUGAUUUUAAGGGAAAUGUUUGUUUGUGCUAUUCUUUUAACAAAUGUCUGUGUUUUAUUCAUGUGCUGUUCUGUAAACUAAUUUGUGUGUUCAUUAAGUGGCUGACUGUAGAAAUCCUCACUAUCAGUAGCUGUAAUUUGGCAGUAAGGCCAGACGUUGGUUUGAGAAGGAGAUAUCUCAGUUUCAAGGUCUCAGCUUAGAGAGAAGAAGACUGGUGAGGUGUUGGUCUGUCAAAUGUUAUGAACCAGUAUUGGUCCCGUCACAUGAAUGAAGCAAACAGUAAUGAUUCAUUAAUUAUGCUAAAUCAUGCAAAUUUAACUUGUCUGUGUAUAGCCAUAUAUUAGAACUGCUGUGGCUGCCCCAGGCAUAGCCUCUGAUUGACAUGUGUACUAUGGUGCAUUGAGUUGGUUGGAACCUCUCCAGCUCACUGACAAUAAAUAAUGAUUCAUUUAA
Messenger RNA from Oncorhynchus kisutch (coho salmon), 5940 nucleotides. RefSeq names its product NACHT, LRR and PYD domains-containing protein 12. The transcript has 21 exons. NCBI's taxonomy places the organism in Eukaryota, Metazoa, Chordata, Actinopteri, Salmoniformes, Salmonidae. The coding region runs from base 20 to 3802 and encodes 1260 amino acids. Gene Ontology annotation, molecular function: protein binding. The record is from RefSeq and is a predicted model, not a curated record.